Molecule: messenger RNA, 1501 nt
Organism: Chanos chanos (milkfish)
Lineage: Eukaryota; Metazoa; Chordata; Actinopteri; Gonorynchiformes; Chanidae
Gene: gja5b
Product: gap junction protein, alpha 5b
Exons: 2
Coding region: 69-1238 (389 amino acids)
Biological process (GO): atrial cardiac muscle cell to AV node cell communication by electrical coupling; heart development; cell-cell signaling
Cellular component (GO): connexin complex
Molecular function (GO): gap junction channel activity involved in atrial cardiac muscle cell-AV node cell electrical coupling
Source: RefSeq, a predicted model, not a curated record
GUCAGGAGACACACGCACACGCGCACGCACACACAGGUUAUUAAACAGCUGAGUUGUGACCUUUGAAAAUGGCUGACUGGAGCCUGCUAGGGAACUUUCUAGAAGAGGUACAGGAGCACUCCACGUCGGUGGGCAAAGUGUGGCUCACCAUCCUCUUCAUCUUCCGUAUCCUGGUGCUGGGCACGGCGGCCGAGUCGUCGUGGGGGGACGAGCAGGAGGAUUUCAACUGCGACACGCAGACACCCGGUUGCGAGAACGUUUGUUAUGACCGGGCCUUCCCCAUCGCUCAUAUCAGGUACUGGGUGCUUCAGAUCGUGUUCGUUUCCACGCCCUCACUCAUCUACAUGGGCCACGCCAUGCACACGGUCAGGAUGGAGGAGAAACGGAGGCACAAGGAACAGGAGGAUCAAGGAGGAGGAGGCGACGGCGAUGGGGGCAGGGGGGCCGGAGGAGGCGGGGAGAAACGGUACCUGGAGGACGACGAGAAAGACGGCGACAAGACGGACACCAGAUCGAAGGUGCGCCUCAAGGGGGCGCUGUUGCAAACGUACGUGCUCAGCAUCCUGAUCCGUACCAUGAUGGAGGUGACGUUCAUCGUGGUCCAGUACCUGAUCUACGGGGUCUUCCUCAAGCCCGUCUAUUUGUGUGAGGGCUUCCCUUGCCAAACCCCGGUCAACUGCUUUGUUUCGCGGCCUACGGAGAAGAACGUGUUCAUCGUGUUCAUGCUGGCUGUGGCUGCCGUCUCGCUCGUGUUAAGCAUGGUUGAGCUUUAUAAUCUGGCCUGGAAGCAAUGCAGGAGGCAUGUCAGGAAUUACCGGACGGCCAAGGAGCAGAGAAUCAGCGGCCCUUCUGCGGCGGCUGCCGUUCCCACAGAACCGUCCACGCCCAAUCGAGCGUGCACACCCCCUCCCGACUUCAACCAGUGCCUGGCAUCGUCCACGUCCGGUGCCCUGAGACCACACGCACACUCCCAUAGCCACCCUAGCUGUCCGCCCUUCAACAACCGACUGGCCCACCAGCAAAACUUUGUGAACAUGGCGACGGAGCGACACUGCGUUCCAGACGACUUGAAGACGGAGGAUUUCCUCCAGAUGAGCUUUGAGCAAGGACACAGGGACACGCCCAACAACUGCACCCCGCCCCAGUUGCUUAGCAACGGCUUCCUCGGAGAAGAGCGCCGCCUAAGCAAAACCAGCGGGACCAGCAGUCGAGUGAGGUCAGACGAUUUGGCUGUAUAAGAUGAAGCAAGCUGUCAUGAGCUGAGGCGGUCAAACACGUGCUAUCAAAAAACGCAACAUAUCACCUACCGAAUUUGGGUAGCUUAGCUGUUUUUUUUUCACACCGCUUUCCAAAGCGCCUGAAUGGUUAACGGAUCGAAAACAGUUCCACCCACAGAAUCAGUUUUGAUUGUUUGGACAGGCUUGAAGCAGAUCUUAUGAAUAUCAGUAUUUUAUAUUGCACAAAACAGAAUGAAAUACAUUUAUGUAUAAUGUGAAGUGAC